CUCUCUAUCUUUUUGGAAUUCUCCGCUCUAAAAUAUUCUCUCCUUUCUGUUUUGAUCUUACACUUUUCACUGAGGAAUUCUCCCUCCUCCUCAGAUAACCAAAACUCGAGAAAAUGAAGAAAGUGGUGCUUAAAUUGGAUUUCCACGACGACAAAGGCAAGCAAAAGGCCAUGAAGAAAGUCUCUGGCCUCAACGGGGUUGAUUCAAUUGCUAUGGACAUGAAGGACAAGAAAUUGACGGUGACAGGGGACAUAGAUCCAGUGAAGGUGGCGGCUAAACUGAGGAAGCUCUGCCACACGGAGAUAGUCACGGUCGGGUCGGCAAAAGAGCCGGAGAAGAAGAAGGAGGAGCCUAAGAAAGAGGAGCCCAAGAAAUCAGGAGGAGAUGACAAGAAGAAAGCUGAGGCUGUGAAGCUCCAUCAGAUAGCCUAUCCCAAUUAUUACCCACAAUAUCCCCAUGCAGAUCAUCCUCCCCCUUACCUGCAGCACCAGAACUUUUACAGGAUUGCAGAAGAAGACCCCAAUUCUUGCUUAUACCAAAGCUUUCCAAUCUUAGUUCUUUUUUUUUUCCUUUUUUUUUUUUUUUAAGGUAAUGUCAUUUUCAUUGAAAACGAAACCAUUACAGGGCAUUCUCCCGAAAACAAAUCUUACACUCAAAGAAUUCUC
This is a messenger RNA of Rhododendron vialii, 665 nucleotides long. Its product is annotated as heavy metal-associated isoprenylated plant protein 39-like. The record is from RefSeq and is a predicted model, not a curated record. Gene Ontology annotation, molecular function: metal ion binding. Lineage: Eukaryota; Viridiplantae; Streptophyta; Magnoliopsida; Ericales; Ericaceae. The coding region runs from base 114 to 587 and encodes 157 amino acids. The transcript is spliced from 3 exons.